GGCCAGCACUGUACUUCGCUCAGUUGACAGUAUUGUUCGCGCCAAUCUUCUUAUCUUCCGACUUUAGGUACACAAGCGGGACAGCGAUCGGAUCUUUAUACAUUUGCAACUAAAACUAAAUUAAAUAUAUAUUUAGGAAAAUUUACAUUUUAUAAGCCUAUUAGUGAAAACAGCGUGAAUCAAAAGUGAUUUGGUAAGAACAAUGAAUAUAAAGUGUACUUAAUAUUCUGAUUCCACUAAUUAUCCGGACGUUAUGGGGACUAGAUUCAGUUGACACUGAUUGCAAACCUAUUUAUUUAUUUCGAGUAUUAAUCAACAUAUUUAUUAUUCAUUAUCCUUUAAAUUCUUAAGAUGGUUAAUUUCCCUAAAGCACUGCUAGGGAAGGGGUGUGUCCUUGUGUAUCUUGUGGUGGUGACAGCGUGGACCGUAACUUGUGAAGAUAUUGUGGUUGAUCCGAUAAAUUCUACAAAAACCGAAUUCAUUAGCGAUGAAAAAUUGGAAACUACGGAGAUUGUUCAGGAUGGCUCUGCUCCGCAUCUCGAGCUCUCGGAGUACUCGGUUCAGCAGAACCUCUCGGACCCUAUCACGACUGUCAGGGUGAGUGCUUCCACUUCGACUGUUUCGACCAAGCGGGAACUCAGAAACUUCCGAUUUCCCGAUUCGACAAGUAAAAGCUCCUCUACGACGAAUUCUGGCUCAGAUGAAGCUGAAACAGAACCCAGCAAAAACGAUUUAUCCCCAAGUCGCCUCCCUGUCAUACAAAAGGUGGUCGGAAUGACGCGUGUCAAACCUUCGGUUAGAAAUGAGUCAUCGACGGAGAUUCAGCCUUUGGAGGACUUAUUGGACAUUUAUAGUGCUUCUCGGCUUGCCGUUGUGUGGAAUCGGACCAGAGACAUCCAGGUGACUCCUCAGUGUCACAGGGACAUGACCGUCUUCCUUCAGGCGUUGAGGCGUGGCGACCUUUGGGCCCUUCAGAUGAGUGAUGCGAGCGGCAGAUAUGGCGGCAGUUUCUUGUGGGGAAACACUUACUGGGUGGGUUCGGCCACACUCUGCAUGCAAACGUCCCAUUCAGACAGCAGGCCACCCUUCUUACUGGGCUUCUACAUACUGAGAACUCACAUCAUGCUGGACAAGCACAUCACUCCACAGAUGAGGUCUCAGCUGAUGGGGAUCUGCCUUCCUCUCUCCUGCGACUCUCAAGAUGUGAACCAUGUAAUAGAACUUUCUGCUCGAGAGGCCAAGCUUCACUCUCAGCGCUCCGUUGAUGUUGUCACUGUCAAGUCCCCUCACAACAAAUACGUUAUGUCUGAAGAUCCAAUAUUCGUCAUUAUUAUGGUCUCAAGCUCAAUCAUAGCAGUAUUCCUUAUUGCUGGUACAGCUUUGGACAUAUACAGACAGAGAAAAAUAGCAAAGAGAGCCAACUUCACCUACGACAACUACACAUUUGUGUUCUCCAAGUCACCUCACCGCAGCAUCAACACUGUAGCUGUCCCUGUCAAAAUGUCUCGAGAAAAUAACAAUAGUAGUCAUCCUUCAAACGAAUCUGCAGCUGAUGGCAGUGACCCGACCACAGAGAGUAACUCCGUUACCAGUGAUGAAACUGUUAUAAAAACAGGUCUUUUUAGUGAGAUUCUUCUGUCGUUUUCAAUAAGAAGAAAUCUGAAGACUAUAUGUGACCAGUCAGUAGGAGCAGAUACGAUACCUACUGUACAUGGUCUCCGUGCCAUCUCCAUGGCUUGGGUCAUACUAGGACAUACCUGCAUCGUUGCAUUCAAGUACUCUGAUAACAUGUCUUAUCGAGGAGUUGUUGAGCGAGAAUUUCUGUUCCAAACUAUCAACAAUGGUGCCUUUUCUGUGGAUACGUUCUUCUUUAUAAGUGGACUUCUAGUCUCUUACUUGUACUUCCGUACAACAGCAAAACAUGAUGUGACUAAGAUUACAAGGACAAAAGGGUUUCUUUCUUACGUGCUUCAGUUUAUAGGCAUGAUUGCUUACAGAUUUUGUAGACUCACAUCCCCGUACCUGUUUGUGUUGGGAGUGGUGCAGGUUUCAAUGAAGUGGUUCCACUAUAAUUCAGUGUUUGAGCCCCCAGCAGCUGACCACAUCAACUGUCCCAAGUACUGGUGGCGUAACCUGCUCUACAUCAACACUCUCUUCCCUGUCAAGGAUAUGUGCAUGCUCUGGAGCUGGUAUCUCGCAGAUGACACCCAAUUUUUUGUUUUGGGCACCAUACUUCUGAUUAUGGCAGUCAAGAAUUUUAGAGCAGCAGCCUCCUUAAUGGUGAUGUUCCUUGUAAGUUCUUGGAUAACUACAAUGUACAUUGCUUAUACAAACCAACACAUGCCAAAUCUUGACGAUCCUUUGGCUUUGUUUGACAAGAUAUAUGACAAGCCAUGGACAAGACUAGGCCCCUACCUAGUCGGAAUGAUUGUGGGAUGGGUUCUCUUCAAGACAGAUUGUAAAAUAAAAAUGCACAAGGUAACCGUGACGUUGGGAUGGACCGCAUCUGUCAGCCUGUUACUGUUCCUAGUGUAUGGCUUAUAUGAACAAGAGUUGCACCCCAUCACCGCAGCUGCCUACUCCUCGUUCAGUCAUACCCUCUGGGCUCUAGGUCUUGCUUGGGUCGUCAUUGCCUGCUCUACUGGCUAUGGAGGUUUUGUAAACAAUGUCUUGUCAUCAACUAUCCUAUAUCCAUUCAGCAGGGUGACUUACUGCGCAUAUCUCGUCCACCCAAUUCUCAUUAGAAUAUUUGCUAUGAAGAUGGACAGUCCGAUUCAUCUUGGAAAAGAUCUUGUGAUAAUAAUGUUUCUCGGUGUGCUGGUUGUCUCCUACACUCUCUCUCUUGUGAUAUCGUUGGCAUUUGAAGCUCCUGCAGUUACACUGCUGAAAAUCGUUUCCUUCAAACAAAAAACUAAGUGAUCUAAUGGACGUUUUCUUAAAUGUUUAGUUGCAACAAUUUAAGAAUUAAUGAAAAUUUUACAUCAUUGCAAUAAAAAUAAUCUUUAAUCAUGUUUCAAUGAAUACAUCAUUGUGAAUCUUUUUUAUUUUAUCAUGAUAUAAUCAAGUUGUCAACAUAAAGCUGUACACAUAGCAAAUAGUAAAGAAACUACCUUACCAACAGUAAAUUAUACAAAAACUGGCUGCGUCCAGUUAGUCAGUCCAAUUAGUCAAAAUGUAUUACAAUACAAACAUAUGUCUUUAGUUAUAGAGCAGUAUGAACUCUACACUCAAUGCAAUACUCAAUAAGAAUAAAUAAAAGUUACAUCCAAUCACAAUGACCACAUAUUCAGUUGAAGUAUUAUUUUUAAUGAACAUAUUCAAUUGAAGUAUUAUUUUUAAACAACUUAAACUAGCCUGGUUUGUUGUUAGGCUUUGUACAAGCUUAAAUUGUUAGAUUUAAUAUUGAUUGACAAAUAUUUUAAAACUAAUGCUUUCGGUAAACCGCUGCAUUUCAAGAGUUGUACAUUUUAUUUAUAAGCAAUUGCUGUUGUACAAAGUUGUUAGAUUAGAAUGUAAAUAUUACUGUUUAAGUUUUGUUUAUACUGCUUGUGUAUUAUUAUUAAGAAAAUAAACAUACUAAACUGA
Messenger RNA from Homalodisca vitripennis (glassy-winged sharpshooter), 3585 nucleotides. RefSeq names its product O-acyltransferase like protein-like. The transcript has 15 exons. The record is from RefSeq and is a predicted model, not a curated record. The coding region runs from base 352 to 2919 and encodes 855 amino acids. NCBI's taxonomy places the organism in Eukaryota, Metazoa, Arthropoda, Insecta, Hemiptera, Cicadellidae. Gene Ontology annotation, molecular function: acyltransferase activity, transferring groups other than amino-acyl groups.